Neohortaea acidophila is the source of this 1785-nucleotide messenger RNA. Its product is annotated as Alpha/Beta hydrolase protein. The transcript has a single exon. Bases 156 to 1307 code for a protein of 383 amino acids. The record is from RefSeq and is a predicted model, not a curated record. Lineage: Eukaryota; Fungi; Ascomycota; Dothideomycetes; Mycosphaerellales; Teratosphaeriaceae.
GCCCAAUGCGGCAGGUGCGCAGCAACUCAAUCAACCACCCUGCAGCUCUCCCGUCCAACCUUGUUCAUUCCUUUUUUCCUCGCCAUUCGUAAAGCUCCAUACUCCGCGUUCAGAGGUGCACCAGACUACUGACUACAGGUAGGUCGACAACCAAGAUGCCCACCGCCAACGUAAACAACAUCUCCAUCAACUACAGCCUCGAAGGAAGCGGGCAAGGCGAUCUGCUCGUCUUCAUCAAUGGCCUCGCCGACGACCUCACAACCUGGGACUUCAACGUCCCCGCCUUCCUGGAAGCAGGCUUCCGCGUCCUGCGCUACGACAAUCGAGGCAUAGGGAAGACGUCCAAACCGUCCGGCCCCUACACCGCCGAGCUGCUGGCCGACGAUCUCCACGCUCUCCUGCUCGAAUUGCAGAUCGGUAGCUUCCACCUCUUGGGCGUCAGCAUGGGCGGCAUGAUUGCGCAGAGCUAUGCAUUGAAGUACCCCAACUCUGCCUCUUCCGGGCCGCGGCUGCUCUCGCUCUCGCUGUGCUGCACCUACGCGCAGCCUACCACGUUUUGCUCCCGCAUGUUCGCCCUCUGGGAAGACAUGGCGCAGCGCAUGUCGGUGCAGGAUGUGAUGCGCGACGUGACGGUGUGGGCCUUUACCGUGCCCUUCUUCCGGCAGCGCACGGCGGAGCUGGAGGAGUUUGAGGCGGCGAUGGCGCAGCUGGACAUGUCUACCGAGGCGUAUUUGAGUCAGUUGAAUGUAAUUCAGCAGUUUGAUACGACGGGGCGGUUGCAGGAGUUGAAGGGAGCGGGGAAGGGCCUGGGCGGAUUGAAGGGGCGGCAGGUGAUGGUGCUAGCGGGACGGACGGACAUAUUAAUUCCGGUGGUGUUGAGCCAGGAGCUAUCGCAGAGUGUUGAGGGCUCGCAGUUCUUGACGUGCAAAGGUGGGCAUGCUUGUUUGGUGAGUUACAAUAUCAUUAUCGCCAAGGUUGCAUACAUGAGACUGAUUGAUGACAGUGGGAGUUUCCCGACGAUUUCAACAAAGUCGCCAUUGGCUUCCUCGACCAGCAUCGAGAGAAGAAGUCAUGAUCUGACAUGUAGCCCACUGCCUCAACGCCAUGCACGACACUGUUCUGUCCCAUGUACCCGAGCAUCACGACACCGAACUCGCCGGCCCCCCUCGCUGCCCCAACACGCCACCAACAUCCACCUCCUUCUUCUCCUCCUUCUGCACCGCCUCUCUCCGCGGCGCCUGCUCGGCCUUCUUGCGGUCCAAAUCCGACUCCAUCCCAUCCUGCGAUGUCCCCGAGUUCCCCUUUGAUCUGUCCUUCACCGCAUCCGCGACCUUACCUUCGCCAGGCGCGCCCAUCUGCUCCGCUUCAUCGACAUGGCUCUCGCCCUUUGCCCCCGCGCUAAGAUCGUCUGGGUUCUCGCCGGGGCCACCGCCUUCGAUGCCCUGGGCGGAAGCAGAGGGCGUGGCUUCGGAGCUGGAGGUGGUUUGCUUGGAGGGGAUGCGUUGCUCUCUGUUUAUGUUUUGUCCGUCAUUAGCUGCUACUACGAGGUCCAUGACUGAGGUAUGGGCACUGCUCGUACACUUGUGAUCCGCUUUGUUGUGCUUUUGAGUCGGAUUUCUCUUGGGGCUCUUUGGAGGCUGCAUUGCCUUGGGUGCUGUACGCCUCGUCCUUGCCCGGUUGCUGGCUCAUGAUUGCAAAAGUCCUUGUCUAGUUGAUUUGGUGGAUGGUCUUGUUCUUUCUGAGUUGGGAAAGUGAAGUAAUUGUUGUAAAGAGCCAAUGGGCAAU